AUGAUUAUCAUUUGUGUGAUUUUGAUGACCUUGUUUAGUCAGGUCGUGAAGAGUUAUGCAAUAAUUGACAUUUCAAAAAAUGAUGAUGUCGCACAUACUAGGCAAUACGGAAGUUCAGAUUUAUAUCAGACAGUCUAUAUCAACAAAAUGGGCGAACCCGUAGGUUACAUCGUGGACGGAGAUACACUUGUAUGGUCUCAUGAUAAGAACACGUUUUGUAGGCAAUUCUCCCUUUACAAAAUAAACGGGGUCAAGAAAAUCGCAUCUUUAUUUAUUGAUAAAAAAUUAGAACGUAUUUAUUUCCUCUACUUUUCUGGUGUUUAUGCUAGAAUUGGAGUAUCGGACUAUGCGAAUAUCUUUGACAGAUUGGUAAAGGGAAGAGUAUUUGAUAUUUCAGCUCCGGUUGACCACAAUACUUUCAUGGUACAGAAAUAUAGGCCAUUCGGAAGUAGUUCAAGGAUAUAUGUACCACGGAAAGACUUGGAUGUGGUCAAGAUUAUGCAAGGGGAUCAAACAAUUUGGAAACCGAGGAACUGCGAAAAGGUAGAAUCUUUUGUCAUUCAUGGAGUGCCUGGAAAGGAGAAUCUAUUGAGUGUCCUCAUUAAAGAAGGGAGAGAAUCUGAAGUCUACUACUUUGCAAAGGAAGAAUCACAAUGGAGAAAGGUCUCGAAUGUUGUAUUUUACGCUAAACUGAGCAUUUUUGAUAUAGAAGCGGAAAACGAGAAUUUUGAUUCCGAAAUUUCCAGACUUAGAGCAGAAUUGGAGAGCUACAAUAGUAUGGAGGUAGAUCAGGAGAAUAAUCCAUACUCGGUAAGAGUGUAA
Messenger RNA from Theileria equi strain WA, 822 nucleotides. RefSeq lists its product as hypothetical. The transcript has a single exon. Bases 1 to 822 code for a protein of 273 amino acids. Lineage: Eukaryota; Apicomplexa; Aconoidasida; Piroplasmida; Theileriidae. The record is from RefSeq and is a predicted model, not a curated record.